GCAGCUUUCUAGUUUGAGAUGGAAACUCAUGGGAUGGGAAGAUGUGGGUGCCAUGCCACCAGUUGACAACAGAAGUUCUCUCAAUUUUGUUCACCAGCUGUUGAAUAAACUACAGGUUCAUCAGCUUGAAAAGAAGCACCUAGAGGAUGAAAUUGUAACAACAAAAGCAAUGCUUAAGAAAAUGAACGAUGAAGCUUAUGUUCGACAAAAUAUGUAUGACAAGAGAGCAGCACGACUCCUUGAGGCAGAUACCCAGCUGGGCAUCAUUCAGAGAGAGUGGGUAGGAACACAAGAAACAAUGCAGAGAGAGAUGAUAAAUCUUGCAUCUCAGUGCAACCAGUUGAAGGAGGAAAAAGCAUCACUGAAGGAUGAAGCCGAUUCUAUGAGGAAAGAUAUUGAGAAACUGAGGCAGAUUGUGAGGCAUUAUGAAAAAGUGAAGCUUACCUUGGAGGAGACCCAGGAUCACUUUGCAGCAAGUAGGGAGGAAACAGCAGAACUAGCAAAAGAAAAUUACAAAUUAAACCACAUCCUGCAGGAGAAACAAAGAUGUCUACAAGAGUUAGAAGAGGUAAAACUUCCUCAAAUGUAUCAAGAGCUGAAAGUUGUCAAGAACAAGGCCAUUAGAUUAGACGAAGCCCAUGACAAACUUUUGCGAACUAAUGGUCAUCUAGAGGAUGAUCUUCAUGUCUUACAAGAACAACACAGGAUACUUUUGGAAAAAAUUUUUGAAGAAGAAGAUAUGAAAGAGAAGGUUUUGAAAGAAAAGGUAUCACUUGAGGAACAGGUGAAGAAUCUCUCCUCUCAGGUGACAGCCACAAGGAAUGAGCUUCAUCGUCACUACCAGGCUCAGUUGGAAGACUUGAUGGGCAAAAAAUCUCAAUCUAUCCAGGAACAGUUGAACCAGCUGGAGAUAAACAUGAAGAGGAAUCUUGAGGAACAACUAGAAGUCCAACAUAAGAGCCACCAACAUGCCUAUCUCAACCUUCAGAAAGGGCAUGAAAAGAAAAUAAGAGAGUUAAACUCUUCCCAUGGAACACAAACACUGGAGCUACAGCAGCAGUUAAAAGUACUAGAUGAAGAAAACAAGAGACUUAAAGACCAAACAAAGGGCAUCGUUACAGCGGUAUCCUCCAUCUUAGGGCUGCACCAGGAGGACUCCAUUAGUGUGUAUAAUCCUGCUGGCAGACAAGGAAGUAAACAUUAUGAAGAGCAGUGUAACAACUUCAAAUGGAAAGAAUCAAGCAGACCAACUUCAGGUGGAAGUUCAAGAGGAAAGUCUUCGUUAAAGAGUGGUAGUCGUCCUGCGAGUGGUAAGAGUGCCAGAGAUGUACCUAACCUUGGUCUCAAAAGUUCAUCCUCCAGUGAUUCUGAUGCCAGUGUAUUUCAAGAGGGUAGGCAGACUGUCAGGCACUUGGUUGGAGGGUCUUUGCAUAUGCUGCCUUGUAACUCAAAUGUUGAAAAUGGCAGAAGUGGCAAACCUUGGAAUUCAAGAAGUGAAACCAUGUCUGGAUUACUUGAAUCAGAUCAUUAUCGAAAUUCCCAUAUUGAUAACCCAGACAGAGAAUAUAGGUCAUUACCAGAUCUACAGAGCAAGUCCAGUGUAAUACUUAACCAUCCCACUGAAGCUACUGACUUUGCUUGGAGUCACAGGUGCCAUAAUCAAGAGUUAAGAACUGAAAAUAGUAAAUUUAGAGGAAAGACUGGCCUUGAGGGCAUAAGAACAAAUCCUCCAAAUAAAAGCCAUCAAGAAGCUCAACCUGGGUCUGUUCAUCCAUCUUUCACAACGAAGAUAUAUAAGGCUUCUGAGAUUCUCCAGUCAAGUGACAUUACAGAUGAUGAUGGUGGAGAGAUGUCUGCAUAUAAUAAACUGCAGGUAGAUCAAGAGAUGGCAAGAAUGCUUCAAGAAUUAAGGAUGAAGGUGACCUCUGCUAGAGCAUCUGACAGUGAGGCGCCCACUCACGAUACUUCCUUUGAUCAAGAUCCGGCAAGUAUUACUUUACACAAGCUAAGCCAAGUGUCCACACUUCUCUCCCGAUAUGUUACUCAGUCUCAGUGAAGUCCAAGUUUUCUUAUUUCUUUAUUGUAAUUAAAGUUGUUUAGUGACUUCAUUUGUAAUGUUAGCUGUGCCAAUUCUUGUAUGUUUUUGUGGCGGAAAGCUUUUCUCACAUCUUCUCAUUUUGAAACUUAAUCCCUUGCAGUGAUAGUAUUUUGUAGUUCAUUACCUUUUUAUUGGUUUUUUUAUGUUUGGGAUUUCUCUCUGUUUACUUGCAAUAAAACUUGUUUGUGCAAAGUACACUUUUCAUUGUGUCACUAUUAUGUGGUGUAUAGUAUCUUUCUCCCUUAUUAUUGUGAGAAUUUAACUCUUAAGUCUUUCCAGUGGUGCAUGGCUUAAAACUGCUGCAUUAAUCUAACUUUAUCAUCUGGUCUCUCCCUCCCUCAUUUUAUAUUGGCACACAACAGUGUACUAUACUAUUACAGACACCAUUAUCAUGGCAUAUACGUCUGUAUGGUAAACUUGGAUUAAUUUUGUGUGUUUAUCAGUUUCACUUACACUGUAAAUUGGUGCUGUUCUUACAUAUUGUAUAAAUGUCAUGUAUUUUAUAAAAAAAAAUUUUUUUUAGCAUUUUCUCAAUAAAUAUUCUAUCGUUA
Homarus americanus (American lobster) is the source of this 2649-nucleotide messenger RNA. RefSeq lists its product as uncharacterized. NCBI's taxonomy places the organism in Eukaryota, Metazoa, Arthropoda, Malacostraca, Decapoda, Nephropidae. The record is from RefSeq and is a predicted model, not a curated record.